This is a messenger RNA of Maylandia zebra (zebra mbuna), 1034 nucleotides long. It is a transcript of the gene fhl5, whose product is annotated as four and a half LIM domains 5. NCBI's taxonomy places the organism in Eukaryota, Metazoa, Chordata, Actinopteri, Cichliformes, Cichlidae. The record is from RefSeq and is a predicted model, not a curated record. Gene Ontology annotation, cellular component: Z disc; nucleus. Gene Ontology annotation, molecular function: transcription coregulator activity.
CCCCUUUUCAUCCCUGCCCCAUCCCUGUGCCUCUGCAGUCUCUGGCUUCAGUCUCAUCCUCACCCUGAAUCAACUGAGCUAAGAAAAGCAAAUAAGAUGCCCACCAGCGAGCGUUUAGACUGCCAUUACUGCAAAGACUCCCUGCUGGGGAAGAAGUACAUAAUGAAAGAUGACACGCAGUACUGCACUAAGUGCUACGAGAACUUGUUCGCUAACAACUGCGAGGCAUGCUCCUUACCAAUCGGCUGUAACUGCAAGGAUCUCUCCUAUAAGGAUCGUCACUGGCACGAGCAGUGCUUCAAGUGUGGCAAGUGCAGCCGCUCUCUAGUGGAAAAGGCCUUUGCCGCCAAGGAUGAUUUGUUGCUCUGCACUGAGUGCCAUGCACAGGAUUACUCCUCCAAGUGUACCACCUGCAAGAAAACCAUCAUGCCAGGUUCCCGCAAAAUGGAAUACAAGGGGAACAGCUGGCAUGAGACCUGCUUCCUGUGUCACCGCUGCCAGCAGCCAAUAGGAACCAAGUCCUUCAUCCCUAAAGACACCGGUUACUUCUGUGUGGCCUGCUUCGAGAAGCAGUUUGCAUACCAGUGCUCCGCUUGUAAGAAGGCCAUCACAACAGGUGGGGUGACCUACCAAGAGAAGCCCUGGCACCGCGAGUGUUUUCUGUGCAUUGGAUGCAGAAAGCAGCUGUCAGGCCAGCGCUUCACCACCAGAGAAAAUUACCCCUACUGCCUGGAGUGCUUCAGCAACCUAUACGCAAAGAAGUGUGUGGGCUGCACCAAGCCCAUUACUAGUCUGGCAGGAGCCAAGUACAUCUCCUUUGAGGAACGCCAGUGGCACAGUGAGUGUUUCACCUGCAUGCAGUGCUCUGUGUCACUGGUGGGGCGUGGCUUCCUCACCCAGCGUGACAACAUUUUGUGCACUGACUGCGGGAGGGACAAAUGACCUUUACAUGCCAGGAUCACAGCUCUACCCAAAUGACAACAACGCCUGCUGUCUGAUAGAAAUACUGUGGAUCUACGAAAGUCUCGCACAAG